Echinops telfairi (small Madagascar hedgehog) is the source of this 806-nucleotide messenger RNA. Its product is annotated as protein FAM217A-like. The transcript has a single exon. Lineage: Eukaryota; Metazoa; Chordata; Mammalia; Afrosoricida; Tenrecidae. The record is from RefSeq and is a predicted model, not a curated record. The annotation marks the transcript as partial.
AUAACUCGUUUACUGGAAAUGGAACGACUACAGCACGUGACGAUACAAAAAGAGAAGAGACUACAAGCUAACUUAAGUCCUCUGAUAGUUCCUGAAUGCCCGGCCUCCUCCAAAGCUGCACCUCAAGCGAGGCAGCCAAAACUUUCUGACUCUUUGAAUCUUCAGGCACUCUGUGUGGAUAAAAAUAGGGAGAAAAGAAAAAACACUUCUGAUUCGUGCAAACUUGAACAAAGUGCUUCAAAAUGGAACUGGAAUAAUGCUGCAAAAUAUAGAUGGAAUUCUAGGCCAACAUCUCUAAAAAGUUCAUCCACUAAAAAACAGCUGAUUGCAACUUAUGAUGACUUUAAGAAUCCCAAAAGCUCCAUUUUAAAUCUAUGCCAAGAACUCUCAACAAAGGCUGGCAGUGCCCAAACAACUCAAUCACUGGUUAAAAUGGUCUCAACAAGAUGUCUUCCAACAAGGUCCCCAAUACCUAUUUCACCCAUACCCCUGUCUUUUCCCGAAAAUCUGAGAGAAGAAAUUAAGCCAGCAAGAACCAAAAAGAAACUUUAUCAAAGAAAUAUAGUAUUGAAUAGACCAUUCUAUUUUCAAAAGCUAAACUGUCUAUCACCUUCAUUUAUAACUAAAGAUAACUGUUCACCCAUUGGCCCAAAAUAACCUUUCCUAGAUACAUCUCACUUUCAGCUAACCGAUUUCUAGAAGCCUAGCUAAAAUAUGGUUCACCAUUCUGAGAAACAAGGAUUUAAAACACACACACACAAGACCAUUGCUUCAAGUGAUAUGGAGUGGACUUUGUGAAAAUUAUU